CCUGUGACCGGACAUUCUGCUCGCACACAGACCUGAUCUGACAUUGCAUGCCUAUGCAUGAUGUCCAGCAAGUGGGCAUUGGGGGAGGUGGAGCAAAUCAGCAGAGAGUGCCAGUCACAUGAUUCACCAUCGUCAACUCUAAAAACUGCUGAGGGAGGAGACGGAAGCCGAGAAUGUGAGGAGGCACCUCUUUCCGCCGCCAGUAAUCCUGAAUCCUCUGUGAGCACUGCAAGCACAUCGAACAGUCGUAAUGGCUCAUGGGGUGCCAUCAACUCAGAAGCUGGGUACGCUGAGGCCUCACCCGCAACACCCGAGCCUCCUGUCAGCCCAACUCAGACAUCAUCGGUGAGCACGUCAAGCAGAUCGAACAGUCAUACCGGAUCAUGGAGUGCCAUCAAGUCAGAAUCUGCGUAUGCUGAGGCCUCCGCCGCAACACCUGAACCCUCUCUGACCCCAAAUCAGACAUCAGUGGCAACCGAGUUGUUAGCUGCUGCUGAUGCAAAACAGUUGACGUCAACAGACUGCCCCAAGCCAAGCUUGAGUUCGAACGCGAAGGGUAAGAUUGGGAGCAGUACAAAGGAAGCAGUUGCUGGGCUGUUUGACCCUAGUAAGGCUUUCUCUACGGUCUUCCGAUCAGGCAGGCGAAGUGCAUCUCCUGCGACGGUCGGUACCGGUAGUGGACGGAACAGUCGCGGACCUGGGCUUUCUGGGUGGGUAGAUAGACUCUUGUCCCAUAUCCAUACGGCGUUACGUGGAUCGCAUGAUGAUAUUGGAUGGCUUCGGCGGGAACCAGGGCUCCCUGCUAUUAUAGACAGGACCGGCCGGUUCAAUCAGCUUAACGCACGCAUCUAUCACGGCAUUCACACUCUCCCGGACAAUCUGGUUUACCUUCUUGUUCCAGGUCUGUUCAGCAGUCUAGGAGCACUGUCAUUUCUGGAUGCCAAACGAUACUUGAUGACGCUCGGACUCAGCUGCUAUGUCAUGCCUAUCCGGUGCGAGGCCUCCGUCGAGUCAAACGCGUACCAGAUCAAAGAGUACAUAGAAGAUCUCCACUGGGGUAUUAACCAUAAGAAGGUGGUCAUUCUGGGUCAUGGGAAAGGUGCAGUUGACUCCGCAGCGGCCCUCGCUGUGUAUUCAGCUGAUCUAAAGGGGAAAGUUGCGGGCCUUGUUUCUAUGCAGGCCCCGUAUGGCGGAAGUCCUGUCGCAUCGGGUCUCCUAAAAAAAGGCCGACCCUUGGAUGACGAGUCUCAAGCGCUUAUUCGGACAGUUUUGGGUGAAAUUUGCGGUGGGGAUAUCCGUGUCAUGCAGGAUCUCACGUACGAAAAGCGUCGCAAAUUCCUCGCUAAACACCCACUACCGGCAGAUCUUCCAAAUGUGUCUUUCCACACGGAAAUCACUGGGUUAACAGGGCAAGGAGGCAGCACCGACAUCUCUCCUCUGAGCCCUGCGUACAACGGCAAGUCACAUUUCUCACCUCCAGGCUCUGGAAAGGUCCACACCCCAGCAGAGGGGUCAGACCCCCUUCAGUCUCCGUCAUCGCCCAGCAGAGCCAGCAGCCCCGUUACAACGACAUUGACCUUGCCGCCGCCCAUUUCCGAAGCAACAAGCGGACAUGAUUUCUGUCCCCCUGAUGACAACAACCAUGGCAGUAAUCCCUCAGGAUCGACUCCCUCUGCCGAACCAGGUCCGAAAACAGAACCAGGUUCAGCCACAGAACCAGGCUCCAAAACUGAAGCAAGUCCAGCAGGAGAACCAGGAUCAACAACUGGACCAGGUUGUGGACCCGAUGCAGGUUCAGCGACUGAGCCUGGUUCCACAGCUGGACCAGAUGCAGCACCUGGAACCGGCUCUGGAACUGAACUGGGUUUUGAAACCGAGCCGGUUCCACUCACACUUGCCAUUGCCCUCAAAGCGCUCGCUAACCAUCUGCAUCUGAGGUAUGGUGUGAAGAGUGAUGGGUUUGUGGUUUGCGAGGACGCUGAAAUCCCAGGCUCAAUUGUUGUCCGAUCCGCGGUGAAGGUGGACCAUGCGGGUACAGUUUACUCCGAGAUUCAUGAUAGCAGUGAGAAACAAUUGCCCGCUACCGUGUAUCCGAAAAACUUUGUUGACGGGCCGCAAAUGAUAGAAGCGCUUCUAACGCUUCUGCUUGAGAGUGCCGGUGACGUAUGGAAGGAGCCCGGGAUGACACUAGAACAGGAAAACAGAUCAAGAAGGCAGAAAACUGCGAAAAGGGAAAACGCGACAGGCGACGACGGCAGGAGAAAUGCGAACAAAGAAGCUCCAUGCGGAGGUGGUUCCAGGGGAGAAAAGCAUUCAGCAAAAAAUGCCAAAAAUUCCAAAACCCUGAUCGAUUUCGGUUAUUCCACCGAGGCAACGCCGACCCCUUCUGAGGACCCGGGCUCCGGAUAUCCCGAUUGCUGUAGAAGAGAGAGUUUUGCGAGUGGACAGAAGCCGGACACAGAGCAGUCGAUAUGGUUCGGGUGGGAGAGUAGCCGCGAGAAUUGCACCAACUCAGAGUCUGGACGGUUGCAGCAGACUGGCAACAAAGAAUUUCAGACUCCGACUGGUGAUCCUGGUGCCACUCAGAGACAGAAAGAUGUUUUUCGCAAGCAACUUGACGGCCUUCGUAAUUCCAGAGAGUCUGACGGCUCUGAAAUGUUUGAAUUGGAUUUUGAUUGGGAUGAUCGCAAAGAGAGACUCUCACGGUACUCUGAAAAUGCUGCUUUGUGUAGGGAGUCCGAUGCAAGAGUAGAUGCCAUAGCUGCAGAAUGCCCCUAUUUGUGGCAGAUAAGUACCAUGGAUGACGGCAGAGAUGCUGUCGCUGACUGGACUACCGAUUGGGAGGAAGUCUCACUCGGCGGUAAGGAGCGAAAAGUUGAAGACGCUGACAUGGAGAGCAUCGUCUCGAUCAGCAGGGAGGAACGGAAUAAUUGUGCCUCCAUUCCUCACAAUACGGUAUCUUGCUCGAACCCUUUCCUGAUUUGUUGCCAGGCCAUGACGGUUUCUCCGUCAAUAAGCACGGCACCCGAAUCUCCUGCCUGGAAAGAGCCUGGAAGCUCCACCAUCGACCACCAUGCCGACUCCGGUUCAGGUCUGGAACCAAGUUUGGGUCUAGUACAUCCUGGUCCAGUUGUUGAUCCUGGUUCCAAGCUUCCAAGCCUCUUUAACGAACGACCUCAGGCUGCCGGUAUUGACCGCCAAGAGCUUUUGGCAACACAACAACCGCACCCGGGAAUGGACCCAGGUACGGAUGGAGCUCCUGGCACAACUGCCAGCACAGUACCCAAUGCGUCAGCCGAUAACUUGUCUGCGGUCUGUGGUCUUUCUGAAAGUCCUUACUCCACCGCGGUGGACGUGCCGGCAGAAUCUGUUGUAGAAGCUGCUGGCGGCAGCGCCCAGCCUGACGCUACUUCUGCUGCGGCCGCGACAACGGGCACCAGAGAACCCGAUAAGGCAGCCCAAUUUCUAGUCCAUGCAGAGACCAUUGACAUUGCAGACCACUCAUCCAGGAGCCCUGCAGCAGCAGCAGCAGCAGCAGUAGCAAGAGCAGGAGGAGGAGGAGGAGGAGGAGGAGGAGGAGGGUGUGGCGUCGGCGGCGAUGGCAGUGUUGCCCCAACCUCCAGGAAUGAGAGCAAGAACAACACAGGCUGUAUGCAAGGAGGUGAUGGAGCUGUGGUUGCUGACAGCGCUACCGAAUUUUACGACCCGGCUCAGUUCUGGAGUCUCGCUACGAGUCCUCUGUCGAGGACCCCUGCGCCGGAAGCGGCUCUCUGCGAAGGAGGUUGCUCCCAACCUUGGGUCGAUACUGAAGACGAGAACCAAGACCCACAUCAUACAGACGAGGCCCGAAGCGGUCCGCAGCGGUCACUGAAGCAAGAGGUGCUAAAUCAGCAGCUCAUAUACCGCCUGCACCACAUGCGGCCAGCAAGGAGUGUGUUCACUGGACUGCACGAGGGAAGACAUCGUGGAGCAGGCGGAUCGGGCGUAAAAUUAGUGACGAUCACAGAGAACUCGAAAGAACCUCGUCCCACACCUGUUUCGGAUCUGUCGGCUGCAAACAGUGAGGACGGUCGUGACAGUCCUCUCACGUCUUCCUUCACGCUUUCUACAUCUCGGCUGUCGCUCUCUGAUGACCUGAGGUCGGUAGAGGACCCGAGUAAUUUCUGUGUCUGUGGUUCUUGCACUGGAGAACCUCCUGGGGAGGAGUUGGCAUCUCCACAGUGCAGCCCAUCGAUAAUGCACCAUAUCCUGCGGGGCGUCAAGUGACCCAAAAAGGUGACUCAAAAGUGACUCAAAGGUGGUGACCCAAAGAUGACUCAAACUCACCCAAAAGGUGAGUCAAAAGUGACCGAAAUGUGACCCAAAAUUGACCCAAAGGUGGCUCAACAGUGGGUCGAACGUCACCCAAAGUUGACUCAAAAGUGACUCAAAGGCGACUCAAGACUGACCCAACAUCGACUUAAACGUGACCGAAAGGUGACUCAAGAGUGACUCAAAAUGACCCCAAAGCUACUCAAAAGCGACUCAAAGGUGACUCAAAAAGUUACUUCUAAGUGGCUCCAAUUACCACGGAUAAUCCAACAGCCGACCGCAGAAGGGACAGUCCAGGAGAUCCAGGUACAACUUGUGUGACGGAGGAUCACUGCCAGAGAUCAAGUAAAUCAACAAUUAUUGU
Molecule: messenger RNA, 4675 nt
Organism: Chara braunii
Lineage: Eukaryota; Viridiplantae; Streptophyta; Charophyceae; Charales; Characeae
Source: the annotation of a GenBank genome assembly